This is a messenger RNA of Schistocerca gregaria, 1287 nucleotides long. RefSeq names its product odorant receptor 43a-like. The coding region runs from base 1 to 1287 and encodes 428 amino acids. Gene Ontology annotation, molecular function: odorant binding; olfactory receptor activity. The transcript is spliced from 8 exons. Gene Ontology annotation, biological process: sensory perception of smell; detection of chemical stimulus involved in sensory perception of smell. The record is from RefSeq and is a predicted model, not a curated record. Gene Ontology annotation, cellular component: plasma membrane. Lineage: Eukaryota; Metazoa; Arthropoda; Insecta; Orthoptera; Acrididae.
AUGGCGAAGGCUAAGGGCACUGGUGAGGUUGGCAGGCGGCUGCGGACAGACCUCCGCCUACAGCAGUGGCUGCUGCGGUUCGUGGGGGCGUGGGCGCCACGCAGCGGGGCGUCGACGUCUGUGUGGUCGACCCUGUACGGCACGUACUCCGGCUGCGUCGUGGUGAUCCUGCUGCUGUUCGUGGCCAGCCUGCUGUUCGCCAUGGUGCACUACUGGGGCCACAUGCUGGGCGUCACCAUGAACGCCUGCCUCAUGUUCACCUACGUCAUGAACAGCAUCAAGAUCGUCGCCUUCCUCAGGAUGAGACCCGCUAUCGACCAGUUCAUCGACGAACUCGACAGCUGUAUGCAGGAGUACGGGCAGGAGCUGCGGAGCCAGAAGGCGGCCGUGUUCCGGUGGACAGCUCUGAAGAGCCGGAUAGUGUCGGUGGCUCGGCUGUCGGUGACCGCCAUGGGCUGCGUCUACUGGGCGGUGAUGCCCGCGGUACGGGCCAGCGCCUGCGGCCACACCGUGGAGUGCCGGGCCAGCGUGGGACUGCCUGCCCAUGUCUGGUACCCCUUCUCCUACACCGUGUCGCCAGUCUACGAGGUGAUUUACGCGGCUGUGGCGGCUGGCUUGAUGUACGGCGCCCUGUUGUCCUCCAUCAUGGACGGCUUCCUGGUGUCGCUCUUCAUCUACAUGGCAGGCCACCUGCAGCUGCUCAAUCUCAUGCUGCGCAGCAUCAGCGGGGAUCACGAGAAGGAUGACGAAGACGGGGACCACCACGGCAAGCAGCGUCGUGACGUGGCAGCUGCCGGCCCCUUUCUUCAGGAGCAGCUCAUGAGAUGGCGGCUCGCCCAGUGCGUCACCUACCAUUGCCGUAUCGACAUGGGUGUACAGCGUCUGAGUACGUUAUUUGGACCAAUCCUGCUGGGGCAAUUUAUGAUGGACAUCAUAGCAAUCAGCGCCACAGCUUUCGUCGCCAUCGCUAAGAACGCUGACUCCACGUGGCUGGUGAAGUAUACGUCCUAUCUUUCUGCUGUGAUCCAGCAGCUGCUCUUCUACUGCUGGUUUGGAACUGACGUUCUUACAGAGAGUGAACGCCUGCAGAUGUCUGCAUACAGCUGCAACUGGAUGGAUGCAUCCCCGCGGUUCCGCAUGGAGCUACGCAUAUUCCUGUGUCGCACGCACCGCCCGAUGCGACUCACCGCCAGCAAGUUCUAUACCAUCUCGAAAGAGACUUUCCUGAUGCUGAUGAACGCAUCUGUAUCUUACUUCGCGGUGCUGAGAGAGAUCAACGCCAAGUGA